Phycodurus eques (leafy seadragon) is the source of this 2912-nucleotide messenger RNA. RefSeq names its product zinc finger and BTB domain containing 47b (gene zbtb47b). The transcript has 6 exons. The coding region runs from base 193 to 2019 and encodes 608 amino acids. Gene Ontology annotation, molecular function: protein binding; DNA-binding transcription factor activity, RNA polymerase II-specific; RNA polymerase II cis-regulatory region sequence-specific DNA binding. Lineage: Eukaryota; Metazoa; Chordata; Actinopteri; Syngnathiformes; Syngnathidae. Gene Ontology annotation, cellular component: nucleus. Gene Ontology annotation, biological process: regulation of transcription by RNA polymerase II. The record is from RefSeq and is a predicted model, not a curated record.
UUCUGUCUGUCUCGCUCGCUACAGGGAGCUCGGAGGAGGUCCACGGGCCGCAAAGGGGGGGAAAAAAAGAACCGGACCAAAAUGUGACAAAUCCACGCUUUUUGUCGGGGGGGGGUUCAUGGCGGAGUGGAAAGUGGCGCAAGAGGAGUUAUUGCAGGACUCCUUGGAGCCUCUGGUCGCUGCUGGAUCAAAAUGCUCAUAGUGGAGAAGACCACUGACUUUCCCUCUACUGAGUUCUCUCUGGUGGAGGAUGUCGCCCUUCACUUCACCUGCUUGAUGGACCGGCUGAACGAGCAGCGCCUCUUCCAGCCCGACCUGUGCGACGUGGACAUCGUGCUGGUGCGCCACCACAGUACCUUCCCGGCCCACAAAGGCGUGCUGGCCGCCUAUAGCCCCUUUUUCCACUCGCUGUUCGCCCGCAGCAAGCAGCUGCGCCGCGUGGACCUGUCGCUGGACGCGCUGACGUCGCAGGGCCUGCAGCAGGUUCUCAACUUCAUCUACACGUCCAAGCUUUUAGUGAGCAGCCGCACGGUCGCAGACGUGCUCAACGCCGCCACGCUGCUGCAGAUGAGCGAUAUCGCCGCCUCCUGCCGCCAACUCAUCGGCAGCCGGUCUCUGCGGAGCGCCGACAUGGACGACCUGGACGGAUGCGGGACUGCAUCCGGGCAGCUUUACCGGGACAUCAAACAGGAGUGUGGUGGCGACGAGGAAUCCAAGACAUCGGAUCCUCACGCAACAUUCAACAAAGAUCAAAUCAUCGUGGAAGUCAACCUCAACAACCAGACGCUCAAUGUGUCCAAGGGCUCAGAGGGCGGCAAAGAGGCGGGAGUGUUCUGCGGUUGCGACGGGAGGGAAUCCGAGGACGACGAAGCGGAGGACGACCUGAAGAAAGAAACAGACAUGUUGGGGCAGAGCACUGAAGAAGAGGAGGAUGAGGAGGAGAAUGUCUUCGAUGUUCCGGCAGUCGAGCCGGAUUCGGGGCGUCCUCGCAGGGCGCUUGCCGUGGCGGUGACGCUCGCCCACCGGCGUCCGGGAGAUGCAGAGGGAGCGGGCCCCAAGGCGAGGCUGGAGGAGAAGCAGCAGUUCUUAUGCAAGAAGUGCCCACGCGUCUUCAACAACCGCUGGUACCUGGAGAAGCACACCAACGCCACGCACAGCCGCGCGCACGUCUGCGCCAGCUGCGGCAAGAGGUUCCUGCUGGAGAGCGAGAUGCUGCUGCACCAGCAGACAGACUGCGAGAAGAGCAUCCGGUGCGUGGCAUGCGGCAAGGCCUUCAAGAAGCUGUGGUCUUUGCACGAGCACAACAAGGUGGUCCACGGCUACGCCGAGAAGAGGUUCUCUUGCGAGAUCUGCGACAAGAAGUUCUACACCAUGGCGCAUGUCCGCAAGCACAUGGUCGCCCACACGAAGGACAUGCCGUUCACCUGCGAGACGUGCGGGAAGUCAUUCAAACGCAGCAUGUCCCUGAAGGUGCACUCUUUGCAGCAUUCUGGAGAGAAGCCCUUCAAGUGUGAGAACUGCAGUGAACGUUUCCAGUACAAAUACCAGCUGCGUUCGCACAUGAGCAUCCACAUUGGACACAAGCAGUUUAUGUGCCAGUGGUGCGGCAAGGACUUCAACAUGAAGCAGUACUUUGACGAACACAUGAAAACCCACACUGGAGAGAAGCCGUACAUCUGCGAGAUCUGCGGAAAGAGCUUCACGAGCCGGCCCAACAUGAAGCGCCACCGCCGCACCCACACGGGAGAGAAGCCGUACCCAUGCGAGGUGUGCGGGCAGCGUUUCCGCUUCUCCAACAUGCUCAAGGCGCACCGGGAGAAGUGCUUCCGUGUCAGCCAGCCGCUGGAUGACCCUCUCGGCUCGUCCGGUCCGGUGAAACCAGAGCGGCAGCCAGAGCAGAUGCCGUCCUCGGAGCCUCCCCUGCUUCACCCCACGAUGGGGCUACCUCCCUCAACACGCAUACACCCUCUUCCACCGCCUGCCCUCUUUUCUGGCGGUAGGAUGAAUUCCAACACCUGAAGCAUCGAAAGGUUACUUUUUGUUUGUUUUUUUUACCCGGAGAUUCUUGCACCUCAGCAACACUGCCACUGGGUGGAAAUAAGUCAUAAGUAUUACUUAUUUUUUACAAAUACAUUUGGUAAGCUGGCUUUAUCCGGGGACCAGCGACGUUUGUCUUUCCAGAGCCUUGCACAACGCAGUGAUUGUAGCAUCUCUAGCAACAAUAAGCAAGAAAAUUUACAUUUUUCCAUCCACUGCCCACAUGUAGCGGCGGCAGGCAGUUCCAGUGCGACUCAGCAAUAAUAACCAAAAGGUGAUGUGUUUUUGAGAAUAUACACUACUAACAGAAGGUUAAGGAUAUUGGGCUGCUGGGUGAAAUUUCAGGAUGAAUCUUAAAUGUGCUACAGCGUUCCCCCCCCGUCUAUUUGCAAUUUUUUUGGUCUUUCUGAAACUCCCCAACAUGCCACAAGAUAGCACCAAAGGCCUGGCAAAUAGAAAAGUAGUGCUUUGGCUCAGUCUUGUGGCAUCUGUAGGCAACUUUAAGCCUUUUCAGGGGUCAGCUACCAGCGGAGAACAAGCAAGUUGUGCAAAAAGUACUCAAACAUUGAACUGUUGGACAUGUGCAUUCAAACGUUUAGAGAAGGUCAAGUUAAGUUCACCUCCUCAGUUUAUAGUGGAUUAUAGGUUCAUCUUAAAAUUUCACCCAAAGCCCAAUAUCCCUAACUGUUUGGGAGUCGUGUGUGUGUGUGUGUGUAUGUAUACACAAUAAUCAAAUCUCAUUAGCUCACAGCUAUGUCACGUUAUAGUGUUUAUAAUCCGCCUUGCACCUUACAUUUAACGACGUAACCGAAAUGUAACCCUCACUGUUUCCAUUAUUAGAACUGUGUGUGUGUCUCUCUGUGUGUGUGUGUGUG